UGCCGCAUUGAAACUGCAGCCGACAACAAGCAACAGCUGUCAAAAUAUUCAACUUAUAACAAAAACACAAGUGCGAUAACGUUGUUGUAUCACUAUUUUCGUUGAUCUUUUCAUCUGGGCUACAUCCAUUAUUGCAACGAUAUGCCGACGAUCAACGAAAGCUCUCUAAUCGAGGACAAUUUGACGAAUGAUCUUCACAAACUCCAGGAAGAUGAGGUCAUCGUUAACCAACAAUUGGAUCAAAUUCUAAUGCGUCACUGUCACGUCGAGGCGAAACUCCAAAGCAUUCGUAAAGUUCUGCCAAAUGUAGCUGUUGUCAAAGCUGAGACAGAAAAGUUCCGAGAUAUGAUACAUCAUACUAAUAUACUUGCUGAAAAAGUCAGCGCAAAAGUUCGACAGCUGGAUUUAGCAAGGAGUAGAGUCUGUGAGUGUCAAAGUCGAGUAAAUGACAUUCUUGACUUACAACUUUGUUGCGAAGGAGUUGCUACUGCCUUGGAAAACGAAGACUACGAACAAGGCGCAGCUCAUGUUCACCGCUUUUUAUUGAUGGAUCAACAGUUGUUGGAGAAAACUGCAGAUGAUGUUUCAGGUGACCAUUCUAGCGUCACUAGUUCAUUAGCUACUUUGCAACAAGCUGCUAACAAUCUAAGACAGGUUGUUGAUCAAAAAUUUGAUGAAGCAGUGAAGGCUGAAGAUUUAGCUUCUGUUGAAAGAUUUUUCAAAAUAUUCCCAUUGUUAGGAAUGUACAAUGAAGGAAUAACAAAAUUUUGCAGUUAUCUUGCUAUUAAACUUCAAGUCACAUCUCAAAAAAAUCUCAAAGCAGCUUUAGACACUAGAAUUACAGACAAAAGAGCAUCUGUAAUUUAUGCUGAUACUUUAACUUUACUAUUUGAAGGAAUUGCAAGAAUUAUAGAAGUUCAUCAACCUAUUAUUGAAACUUAUUAUGGUCCUGGUAGAUUAUUAACUUGUGCAGGAAUAUUGCAAAAAGAGUGUGAUAAUCAAGUGAAAAAAAUUGUUUUUGAGUUUAUGAAACAUAGAGCUAUUUCGAGAAAAGUUCAAUUAAUUAAUGAACAUUUAAGAAAGCAAGGUGUUGAAAAACUUGAACCUAAAGAUUUAGAUAUUUUACUGAGUGAAUUGACUUUGAUGCAUGCCCGAGCAGAAUUAUAUAAUAAAUUUUUAAGAAGAAGAGUUUUUAAUGAUAUUGAAAUAAGCACUACAGAUGAACAACACAGAGCUUCUCUAAAGAAUGAUUUUGAGACAAUAAUGAAAAAUUCAGAAUUAGCUCGUUCUAUGCAAGAAUUAUUGGGGGCUUAUUUAGCAUUAGAAAGAUAUUUCAUGGAAGAAAGUAUUAAUAAGGCUAUUGGGAUGGAUGCUUUAGAUCAAGAUCAGCAAACAUCAAGUAUGAUAGAUGAUACCUUUUUCAUAGUAAAAAAAUGUGUAAAAAGAUCAAUAUCUAGUGGCAGUAUUGAUGGUGUUUGUGCUGUAAUAAAUAUGGCAUGUGGAUUACUUGAAAAUGAAUUGUCCAGUCAAUUAAAAAGUCGACUUCGUCAGGGAUAUCCAGCAGGAUAUUUAGAUUUGGCUCAAGCUUAUAAUGCAUUACAAACCAGUUUCCAACAUGGUCGCAUUCAGACAUCUGAUACAGAAUUAGCUAGACUUAUGUUUUUGGCAUAUUUAAACAAUGCAGAAACAAGCAUAGAAUAUGUUGAAACUUUAAGUAGAAAUUUGAAAAUUGAUAUUGAGCAAGCUUUUCCUAAUAUGCAAACAAAAGAAAAAGGAAAAAUUGAAAGCUGUCUAGCUGGUAUGAAAAAUGUGACAUUCACAUUGCGUACAGUUGUUGAUUAUGGAUUAGAACAGCUACGUUCUAGUGCAAUAAAACCAAGAAUCAAUCCGUGGGUCGAUUCAUUUUUGACAAUUAAUCAUGAAGCUGAUGAGGAGGAGAUACUCAGACAUGAAACUGAUGAGUCAUUUGUACAAACUUUAGUUAUGAAUUUGGAUGGUCUUCUGCAGGUGUUCAAAAAUAGUUUAAUGGAAUCAAAUUAUAAUGCACUUAUUGGAAUUUUAACCACUGAAGUUACGAUUCGUUUAGAAAAAGUUAUUUUUAAAUCUUCUUUUAACAAGAUUGGAGGAACCAUUCUUGAUAAUGAAAUCAGAGCAUUAUCAAAUUAUUUCACUUCGUCUACGUCAUGGACCGUUAGGGAUAAGUUUAUCAGACUGCAACAAAUUGCAACUAUUUUAAGUGUUGAUAAAGUUGAAGAUGUAACUGAAUUUUGUGCAACUGAUUCAAUUUCAUGGAGAUUAUCAUCAGCUGAAGUUAAAAAAAUUUUGCUGCUAAGAACUGACUUUAGACAAGAAGACAUAAAAAGACUGAAAAUUUAAAUUGUUAUUUACAAAAAUUAUAAUUUUUAUACUUAAAAAUGUUAAUUUGAUAAGUUAUUAAAUAUGU
Messenger RNA from Trichogramma pretiosum, 2443 nucleotides. RefSeq names its product conserved oligomeric Golgi complex subunit 4 (gene Cog4). NCBI's taxonomy places the organism in Eukaryota, Metazoa, Arthropoda, Insecta, Hymenoptera, Trichogrammatidae. Bases 142 to 2376 code for a protein of 744 amino acids. The transcript has 9 exons. The record is from RefSeq and is a predicted model, not a curated record.